AUGAAGCUGAUGUUGUCCCUAAACGUCCCCCGUUGUCUCCACAGUGCCCUUAAAGACAGCCGCUUUCCCCCCGUGACGAGGGACGAGCUGCCACGCCUCUUCUGCUCGGUGUCUCUGCUCACCAACUUCGAGGACGUCGGUGAUUACCUUGACUGGGAGGUAAGAGACAAACAAGACAGGUAGCUAUUAAUUCAUCUUAUGCAAAACUCUUCAGUCAUUUAAUUUUUAUUGAAAUUAAAUAGCCUUCACAUGUGAAUCCAGCAGUUGAGGUUUACAGUGCACCGGAGAACAGUACACUCUCCACACUGAGCUGUACACUCUCCACACUGAGCAGCACACUCUCCACACUGAGCAGUACACUCUCCACACUGUGCAGUACACCCUCCACACUGAGCAGUACACUCUCCACACAGAGCAGUACACUCUCCACACUGUGCAGUACACUCUCCACACAGAGCAGUACACUCUCCACACUGAGCAGUACACUCUCCACACUGAGCAGCACACUCUCCACACUGAGCAGCACACUCUCCACACUGAGCAGUACACUCUCCACACUGAGCAGUACACUCUCCACACUGAGCAGUACACUCUCCACACUGUGCAGUACACUCUCCACACUGAGCAGUACACUCCACACUGGCAGUACCACUCUCCACACUGUGCAGUACACUCUCCACACUGCAGUACACUCUCCACACUGUGCAGUACACUCUCCACACAGAGCAGUACACUCUCCACACUGAGCAGUACACUCUCCACACUGAGCAGCACACUCUCCACACUGAGCAGUACACUCUCCACACUGAGCAGUACACUCUCCACACUGAGCAGUACACUCUCCACACUGUGCAGUACACUCUCCACACUGCAGUACACUCUCCACACUGAGCAGUACACUCUCCACACUGAGCAGUACACUCUCCACACUGUGCAGUACACUCUCCACACUGUGCAGUACACUCUCCACACUGAGCAGUACACUCUCCACACUGAGCAGUACACUCUCCACACUGAGCAGCACACUCUCCACACUGUGCAGUACACUCUCCACACUGCAGUACACUCUCCACACUGUGCAGUACACUCUCCACACUGAGCAGUACACUCUCCACACUGAGCAGUACACUCUCCACACUGCAGUACACUCUCCACACUGUGCAGUACACUCUCCACACUGCAGUACACUCUCCACACUGAGCAGACCUCUCCACACAGAGCAGUACACUCUCCACACUGUGCAGUACACUCUCCACACUGCAGUACACUCUCCACACUGAGCAGUACACUCUCCACACAGAGCAUUAAACUCUCCACACUGAGCAGAUACACUCUCCACACGUGCGUACACUCCUCCAUACUGUGCAGUACACUCUCCAUACUGUGCAGUACACUAACUCCACCCUGUGUAGUACACUCUCCACACUUGCAGUACCUCUCCACACUGCAGUACCACUCUCCACACUGGCAGUACACUCUCCACACUGAGCAGUACACUCUCCACACUGCAGUACACUCUCCACACUGAGCAUUACACUCUCCACACUGAGGCAGUACACUCUCCACAACUGUGCAGUACACUCUCCACACUGAGACAGUUACACUCUCCACACUGUGCAGUACCACUCUCCACACUGAGCAGUACACUCUCCACACUGAGCAGUACACUCUCCACACUGUGCAGUACACUCUCCACACUGAGCAGUACACUCUCCACACUGAGCAGUACACUCUCCACACUGUGCAGUACACUCUCCACACUGAGCAGUACACUCUCCACACUGAGCAGUACACUCUCCAUACUGUGCAGUACACUCUCCACACUGUGUAGUACACUCUCCACACUGUGCAGUACACUCUCCACACUGCAGUACACUCUCCACACUGAGCAGUACACUCUCCACACUGAGCAGUACACUCUCCACACUGCAGUACACUCUCCACACUGAGCAGUACACUCUCCACACUGAGCAGUACACUCUCCACACUGUGCAGUACACUCUCCACACUGAGCAGUACACUCUCCACACUGAGCAGUACACUCUCCAUACUGUGCAGUACACUCUCCACACUGUGUAGUACACUCUCCACACUGUGCAGUACACUCUCCACACUGCAGUACACUCUCCACACUGAGCAGUACACUCUCCACACUGAGCAGUACACUCUCCACACUGCAGUACACUCUCCACACUGAGCAGUACACUCUCCACACUGAGCAGUACACUCUCCACACUGUGCAGUACACUCUCCACACUGAGCAGUACACUCUCCACACUGUGCAGUACACUCUCCACACUGAGCAGUACACUCUCCACACUGAGCAGCACACUCUCCACACUGAGCAGUACACUCUCCACACUGUGCAGUACACUCUCCACACUGAGCAGUACACUCUCCACACUGCAGUACACUCUCCACACUGUGCAGUACACUCUCCACACUGCAGUACACUCUCCACACUGAGCAGUACACUCUCCACACUGAGCCGUACACUCUCCACACUGAGCAGUACACUCUCCACACUGUGCAGUACACUCUCCACACUGUGCAGUACACUCUCCACACUGUGUAGUACACUCUCCACACUGUGCAGUACACUCUCCACACUGUAGUACACUCUCCACACUGAGCAGUACACUCUCCACACUGAGCAGUACACUCUCCACACUGUGCAGUACACUCUCCACACUGUGCAGUACACUCUCCCACUCUCCACACUGUGCAGUACACUCUCCACACUGUGCAGUACACUCUCCACACUGAGCAGUACACUCUCCACACUGAGCAGUACACUCUCCACACUGCAGUACACUCUCCACACUGUGCAGUACACUCUCCACACUGCAGUACACUCUCCACACUGAGCAGUACACUCUCCACACUGAGCAGUACACUCUCCACACUGUGCAGUACACUCUCCACACUGAGCAGUACACUCUCCACACUGAGCAGUACACUCUCCACACUGAGCAGUACACUCUCCACACUGUGCAGUACACUCUCCACACUGCAGUACACUCUCCACACUGAGCAGUACACUCUCCACACUGAGCAGUACACUCUCCACACUGUGCAGUACACUCUCCACACUGUGCAGUACACUCUCCACACUGUGUAGUACACUCUCCACACUGUGCAGUACACUCUCCACACUGAGCAGUACACUCUCCACACUGAGCAGUACACUCUCCACACUGAGCAGUACACUCUCCACACUGAGCAGUACACUCUCCACACUGUGCAGUACACUCUCCACACUGCAGUACACUCUCCACACUGCAGUACACUCUCCACACUGUGCAGUACACUGGGAGAGAUGAGAAUGAAAUAGGAAUAGGACGCUGCUGCAGUGGCCUGAGUGAACUGGACCCCAUUGCAGCCUGGAGAUCCACACAGCAAGCAUGAUUUAGGCAGACAAGCAACAUACACAGGCACUCUGUCUUUGUUGUGAGGACGUAAGCAGUGACCUUGCUGACCCAGAGGGGCUACAGUACAGAGUGGGCCUCGGGUGGGGGUAGGGUGGGACAAAGGCCGUGGCAUGGGUGGGGGAUUGUGUGUCACCUGGACGUUUUCGAUUAUAACUGGAACAAUCCCCCGAGCUAUCUUGACCGGAUCCUGACCCUCAACCAACAAUCUGAAUUGCCUAAAAGGAACUAAUACAUCCAACUGUAGGGAACUCUGAAGAUUGUUCCAUAAGUGAGGUGCGAAGAAACUAAAAGCUGUUUUUCCUAAAUCUGUUGUGACAGAAGGAAUUUCAAGAGUUAGCCCUCCCUGUGACCGGGUAUGGUAUCUCGUACUUCUAUAAGUUAGUAACACUGUUAGGUAAUGCUGUAGUUUUUCUGGAGUGUGUGGCCGAAGACAUGUAGUGUGUAUAUAUAGGCAUUUGUCUGUGUUGGUCCUGUCAUUAAAGUGAUGUCCGUUCUUCCGUCUCUCUCUCUCUCUCUCUCCAUUCUUUCUCUGGCCUGUAGGUGGGUGUUCAUGGCAUUAGGAUAGAGUUUUUCAAUGAAAAAGGAUCAAAGCGCACCGCCACCUACCUACCAGAGGUCGCAAAAGAGCAAGGUAAGUGAAAUCGUGUGUCCCAUCACCUUUGUAUAAUCUCUGUAUGACUGAAGGUCUUGGUUCUAGAGAGAAGUGGUAUUCAAGGGGAUAUCAAGGGGGAUAUUCAAGGGGAUAUAACCUUCUCUGUGCAGGAUGGGACCACAUUCAGACCAUAGAUUCCUUACUACGAAAGGGAGGCUACAAAGCUCCCAUCACAAAUGACUUCAGGAAGACCAUUAAGUUGACCAGGUAAGAGAGGCUCCUUUCACACCGGAUGCUGUCUGACUUCUACUGCUGGCCUUGGUUUUGCCUUAAGUGUAGAUUAUGACAGUGUAAGUGUUGCCCACUGCUGGGAAUAUGGCACUGGUGCAUAAUUACUGUAGGUGACCCUCCCAAAGCCCACCAUGGUCCUGUUUGCCAAAGUACAGACAGAAAUCAGUGAAGGAGUACUGCUACAUCCAUAGCAGCAUUAGGAUGUAGAGAUUAUAGGGCCACUGCCAGGUAAAUUGGGGUAACUGUUCCUUCUCUAACUUCCCUCUCCUCCUGCUCAGGUACCGUAGCGAGAAGAUGACGAUGAGCUAUGCUGAGUACAUCGCCCACCGCCAGCACCAUCAUUAUCAGAAUGGCACCGGGCACCCUCUACCCCCAUACAACCAUUAUUCCUGA
Coregonus sp. 'balchen' is the source of this 4707-nucleotide messenger RNA. The record is from the annotation of a GenBank genome assembly. NCBI's taxonomy places the organism in Eukaryota, Metazoa, Chordata, Actinopteri, Salmoniformes, Salmonidae.